Metarhizium robertsii ARSEF 23 is the source of this 1776-nucleotide messenger RNA. Its product is annotated as radH flavin-dependent halogenase. The transcript is spliced from 6 exons. The coding region runs from base 1 to 1776 and encodes 591 amino acids. The record is from RefSeq and is a predicted model, not a curated record. Gene Ontology annotation, molecular function: FAD binding; monooxygenase activity. Lineage: Eukaryota; Fungi; Ascomycota; Sordariomycetes; Hypocreales; Clavicipitaceae.
AUGGCCGUUCCACCAAGCUGCACCGUUCUCGUCAUUGGAGGAGGCCCCGCUGGUUCGUAUGCUGCUGCAGCUCUAGCUCGCGAGGGUAUCGAGACCGUGGUACUGGAGGCAGAUAAGUUCCCCAGGUUAGUGAUAGAAGUGGUUUUCAAGGAGUCCUGGUCUUGCGUCAAAUACCUUGCUUGGGCUCACUCCCCUUGGCGCAGAUACCAUAUCGGCGAAAGCACGCUUCCUUCUCUCCGCCACUUCUUCAAGUUCAUAGACUUUUAUGACACUGUUGAUGCAUAUGGGUUCUACCACAAGAACGGUGCCGUUUUCCGACUCGCUCAAGCUCAGCCCGAUGCCUGCAAGUCUCCUUCUCCUGCUUACACCGACUUUCUCGAGGCAGGCGGCCCUAAUGGAUACGCCUGGAACUUGAUUCGCUCCGAGUUCGAUGACUUGCUCUUCAAGCACGCUGGCACCUGUGGCGCUCAAAUUUUUUCCGAAACCAAAGUUGACACGAUUCAAUUUGAGCCCGUGGCCAAUGGAUUGAAACCGGACAUGAAUAGGAACCUCGAAGACAACUUGAAUCCGGGCCGCUACCUCGUGGAUGCUAGCGGAAGGCAAGGUAUCCUGAGCACCAAGUAUUUAAAGAACCGCAAGUUCAACAAUAAUUUCAAGAAUGCCGCCAUAUGGGCGUACUGGAAGAGUGACAAUGUGUACGGUCCGGGGACACACAUGGAAGGUUCGCCCUAUUUUGAGGCAUUAGACGAUGCCAGCGGAUGGGCUUGGUUCAUGCCGCUACACGAUGGCACUCGCUCCGUCGGCAUUGUCCAAGACCAGAAGAUGGCGACUGAAAAGAAGCACGAGCUAGGGCGUCCUUCAACCUUGGACUUUUACAAGCAAUGCCUAGACAUGGCACCCGGGAUAAGAGAACUUCUCUCAGAGGCAGAGCUUAUUCCUCAUGUCAGAGCCGCCUGUGACUGGUCCUACACCGCGUCUACAUAUCACUUGCCGAAUGCGCGCAUCUGCGGAGACGCCGGGAGCUUUAUUGACCCCUUGUUCUCCUCGGGCGUCCACCUCGCCAUAACAGGCGGUCUCUCGGCGGCGGCUACUAUUUCGGCCUCGAUUCGCGGCGACUGUAGCGAAGCGGCGGCGGGCUCGUGGCACUCCAAGAAGACGGUCGAGAGCUACACUCGCUUCUUCUUGGCGGUGAGCAGUGCUACCAAGCAAAUUCGCACACAACACGAGCCUAUAAUCAAGGACAUGGAUGAGGAAGGGUUCCAAAGGGCAUUUGAUCUGUUCCGGCCUAGUAUGAAGUGCCCAAGACUACCAUGUACUGCUGAUGCCGACGCGGCCGGCAAAGUGUCACAACUGGAAAUCUCCAAGAUUCUCCAGUUUUGCUUCAAGGCGUUUACUUAUGUUCCGCCGGAGAAGAAAGACGCCCUGUUUGAUAAGCUUAGAAAACUUGACUCCAAAGCUUUACAGGACGAUGCGAAACAAGGUCAGACGCUUGACGGCAUAGAGAAGCAUCUUACGGCAGAUGAGUUACAGAUACUAGAGAUAUUACGAAGUAGGCGUAUGAUUCGUGAAGACCCCUUCGAGAUGGAUAGCUUCACUCUCGACACUAUCGAUGGGAUGGCGCCGAGAUUAGUACGCGGCAGUCUGGGGCUUGUCAAUUAUGAACAGGCCAAGAUUGACAAAGCUCACUUUUAUUCGCAGGACUUUUUGGAUGGCAAUUACCCGGGAAUUAGAGAGGGCAGUGUCCACUUGCCUACUUCGAGAGUCCAACUGGGAUGA